AUGGGCUUCCUCGGCGUCUAUAGGGCCAUUUACGAUUACACGCCCCAGGGCGAGGGCGAGUUGACAAUCUCCGAGGGCGACAUUCUCUAUGUGUUGGAAAAGAGUCAGGAGGACGAUUGGUGGAAGGCAAAGAAGAAGGCCAAUGCCGCCGACGAUGACGAGCCCGUCGGCUUGAUCCCCAACAACUACAUUGAGGAGGCGAAACCCGUAUCAUACGCUCGCGCGCUCUACGAGUACACGCGUCAGACCGACGAAGAGCUCUCCUUCCCCGAGGAUGCGCAGCUCUCAGUUUUCGACACUUCCGACCCCGAUUGGAUCCUUGUUGGCCACGAUGGCGACUACGGCUUCGCGCCCGCCAACUACAUCGAGCUGGGCGAUGGCCAGGCUGGCCAGGUCGAGGAGGAGGAAGAAGCGACUGCCCCCCCUCCGCCUCUUCCGCAGAGGACACCCAGCGUCAGCGUCGAUGUAGCCAGCCCGCCCCUGCCCGCCAGGAGUGUGCCCUCCGAGCCAAGCACCCCUGUCGCCGCUUCCAACCCUGCUGCCGCCGCCAUCGCCGGAGUUAUGGCCAACCGCUCUUCUUUCCAACCUCCAGCGCCCAUCAGUGUUCCCCAGCCCCAGCGACAGUCAUACGCUUCGGAAGAUUAUGAAAAUGAGGUAAGGUCCCCGCCGCUUCCGAGCCGCCCGCGGGGCGAUUCGCAAAUUGCUCCGGAGCAAAAAUCCUACAGACCGGUGCCGCCGCCCGCUCAGUCGGCAGCCCACGACACCGACGACUAUGGCAUUAGCCCGCGAACCUCCCAGGCUCCUCCUCCUCAGACCGCCGCGCUUACCCCUGGCGGUUUCCACAUGUACAACAUCAACGAGAUGACGUCGGUGAUGGGCAAGAAGAAGAAGAUGCCCACCACGCUGGGCAUCAACCUGAGGACGGGAAUGAUUCUCAUAGCACCGGAACACUCCCAUGACGGUCCAUCGCAGGAAUGGCGGGCCGACUGCAUGACACACUACUCUCGGGAGGGCAAGCACGUGUUUAUGGAGCUUGUGCGACCAAGCAAGAGCGUUGACUUUCAUGCGGGCGCCAAGGACACCGCUGAAGAGAUCGUCGCGAUGCUGGGCGACAUGGCCGGAACUGUGCGCCUCGAGGGACUCAAGGAGAUCAUUGCCGCGGGAGCCGGAGGCAAGAAGAAGAAGGGCGCUGUGCUGUAUGAUUUUAUGGCUCAGGGUGAGGACGAGGUUACUGUCGGCGUUGGUGAUGAGGUAGUUAUUCUCGACGAUACCAAGAGUGACGAGUGGUGGAUGGUGCGUCGCAUCAAGAACGGCAAGGAGGGUGUGGUUCCCAGCAGCUACAUUGAGAUCAACGGCGUGUGGGAAGAGCCGGAGACGGCCAUUUCCGGUAUUGCCGUGGGCAUGUCGGAAGUCGAGAAGAAUCGCCUGGAAGAGGCGCGCUUGACCAAGGAGGCUAUCAAGGCUGCCCAGCGCGAGGAAGAGAAGGAGAAGCAGAAGAGGAACUCUGAGCGAAGCAGUAGGCGCGAACCCGGUCAGAGCAGCAGCUCCAAGUCGUCAAGCAAGUCGAAGCCCGAUCCUUCCAAAGUGCGAACAUGGACCGAUCGAUCCAAGUCCUUCAGCGUUGAGGCCCAGUUCCUCGGUGUCAAGGAUGGCAAGAUCAGGCUCCACAAGAUGAACGGUGUGCAGAUCGCCGUGCCCGUCUCGAAGAUGUCAGUUGAGGAUCUCGAGUACGUGGAGCGCGUAACUGGCGAAUCUCUCGACGAAGACAAGCCCCUAUCCGAUCUUAGGAACAAGCGAUCCGCCGGUGAGUCUUCGAGGUCUAGUCGAUCGACGCGCGACAGGGAAAGAGACCGUGGUUCCAGCUCCCGGGUUGGCGCUACCAUCGAUUCCUCGAAGAAGCCCGACUACGACUGGUUUAACUUCUUCCUUGGUUGUGACAUACAGGUUGGUUUGUGCGAACGGUAUUCUCAAGCUUUCCUGCGGGAGGCUAUCGACGAAAGUGUCUUGCCAGAUGUUGAUGCUACUGUGCUGAGGAACUUGGGCUUGCGUGAAGGUGAUAUCAUCAAGGUCAUGCGGUACCUGGACAACAAGUACAUGCGGAACAAGAAAGGCGAAGAGGGUGAGGGAGGACUCUUCUCUGGGCCAGGAGGUGCGCUCCGCAACAACACGAAGAAGGGCAGGCCGGCGCCCCCCGUCGAGGUCAGCAACACCGUUGAUCCCAACGCUUUCUCUAAGGACUCGGGUGCUGGUAGUGGCAAGUCAUCAUCUCCUACGGCUGCGGCUACGCCAACGCCGUCUGCCUCGAAGCCUUCCAGUGGCUUUGAUGAUGAUGCUUGGGAUGUCAAGCCCACCAAGACGAAAACCCCUGAGCCGGCUGCGCAAGCCGUUGCUCCCGCUCCUGCGGCGGCACCCGCUGCCGCUCCGGCCCCUGCUGCGCCAGCUCUGGUUGAUGCGCCGGCUCCCCCUCCGCCAGCGGCUCUUACCAAGUCGAUGCAGGAGUUGUCGUUGCUCACCCAGCCUUUGGAACCCGAGAAGGUCGCUCCUCCACCAGUUGUGCAACCGGCCAUCACGUUGCCUCCGCCCUCCGCGGCUCCGGCUCCGGCUGCUGCUCCUGCCCAGGUCCCUCAGCUUACCGGCGCCACUCCCGGCUUCUUCACCGGUAUGCAACCUCCUGCUGUUGGUGCACAGAUCCUUCCUCAGAACAUUGCCCGUCAAAGACCUCUUGCUCCUCAGUUCACUGCGGCCCCGGGUGGUCUUGUUGCUCCACCUCCAUCCCGCCCCCUCUCGGCGCCUCAGUCCGCUCAACCCAGCGCCUUCACGCCACCCCCUAUCCAGCCUCAGAUGACCGGCUUCCAGGCACCCCAGAUCGCUCCUCCUGGCCAGAGCCUCGGCGAUCUCGCCCAGCAACGUCUCCAGCAACAGUACGCCGCCCAGAUGCAGGCCCAGCAACAACAGAUGCAACAGCCCAUGAUGACGGGUAUGCAACCCAUGAUGACGGGCAUGCAGCCCCAGCAGACCGGCUUCGGCCAAUUCCCGCCUCAACAACAACCCUUCAUGCCCCAGCCUACCGGCUUUGGUAUGCAGCAGCAGCAACAACAGCCCAUGAUGACGGGCAUGCAGCCCCAGCAAACCGGCUUCGGUCAAUUCCCUCAACAACAGCCACAACCCUUUAUGCCCCAGCCGACCGGCUACGGUCACGUCGGUGGUGGACUCCCGCCUCCUCUCCAGCCUCAGGCUACGGGCAUGAGCUUCACUCAGGGCUUUGGAAACGGACCCCAGCAGCAGCAUCAGCCGUUGGUGCCGCAGCAGACGGGGCCGGCGCCGCCUGUGCGGUUUGGGAUUAGUGGUGAUGCGAAGAAACUGGCGCCGCAGGCGACUGGGAGGAGAGCCAAUUUGGCUGCUGCUACUCCCGAUAACCCGUUCGGUUUCUAA
This is a messenger RNA of Neurospora hispaniola, 3432 nucleotides long. RefSeq names its product cytoskeleton assembly control protein SLA1p. The transcript is spliced from 5 exons. Gene Ontology annotation, molecular function: ubiquitin binding; cytoskeletal protein binding; protein-macromolecule adaptor activity. Bases 1 to 3432 code for a protein of 1143 amino acids. The record is from RefSeq and is a predicted model, not a curated record. NCBI's taxonomy places the organism in Eukaryota, Fungi, Ascomycota, Sordariomycetes, Sordariales, Sordariaceae.